AUGGGAUUCGUUCUUUUCAAAGAUAAACAGAUUUUCCAAACGAUAAAACAAUCCACUCCUAGAGAAAAGAGAAAAUACCGGGGCCCGCAUAAGCCCCAGAAAAUCAUCUUAUGGGAAAGAAAACUUAAUAAAGUGUUUUCCUUAUUCUUUAUCAGCUACUCCAUAAAGAACGACGAAGAUAAAGAACUAUAUGAUCCGGGGAAGCUAGGAAAAGCUGUGUCUCCCCUCAAGGUAUACAAGGCCUCUAAAAUCAUAGGUUAUGAAACCAUUGCCGGUUUACGGCAUAUGAUGAUCAUGGCCGACAUUUUAACUUGCCAUGAAUGA
Morchella sextelata is the source of this 324-nucleotide messenger RNA. RefSeq lists its product as uncharacterized. The record is from RefSeq and is a predicted model, not a curated record. The coding region runs from base 1 to 324 and encodes 107 amino acids. Lineage: Eukaryota; Fungi; Ascomycota; Pezizomycetes; Pezizales; Morchellaceae. The transcript is spliced from 8 exons.